GCUGCCCUGCCUGCCAAUAAGAGACCGCUCCAGUGCUUGACAACAGCCAGCCCAGGGCAUGUGAAUCCUUUCCCUUGAGGAUUGUCGCACAAGAAGUCUCGCGGGGGAGAUCAGACGGCGCCAGCUCGCCAUGCCGGUGGAGACCCUCCAAGCCAGCCGUGCCAUGAGCACCGUGACGGCCACAGCCCCUUUCACCUCCGCCAUGCCCUUCCGUAUCCUCAACAAGGGGCCUGAAUACUUUCGCAGGCCUCCGGUCAGCACCUCCCGGAAGCUCAGCGCCGUGGAACGUCUGGAGGCGGACAAAGCCAAGUACGUCAAGAGUCAACAAGUGGCCACCACCAAACAGGACCCCAUCCGGCCAUUGCUGCUCAAACAGCCGCUCUUCACCCCUGGCGUCAGGCGGGCAAUAUUCACCCCCAACCGCAAGGUCCCUCAAGUGGGGCGGCGGGGAGAAGGCGGCGGGGCCAAAUCGUCCCUCAACUUGGAAAUCCUCAAUAACUUGAUCAAUUUUUGCGACAGCCCCCUUGCCUUCCCCAAACCGGAGCUGAGCCCUUCGGACAGCCCGUGGAUAUCCAAGGUCCAUAGCCGGAAUCUGGACAACCUCCCUUCCACCCCUAAGAAGAAGCCCAUGACCGACAUGAGCAAACUCUCGCAAAGUUCGGCGUCUUCCAAGCCAUCCAGCACUGUAGCCGUCCGCCGAGUGGACGUCCGGCCCUGCGGUGUGUCGCCGGCCAGAGGUACCCCUGCUAUCCAACUGUCUCCGCUCCGCUCCCCCAGCGCCCCCAAAAACCUGCCUGCCACCCCUCUCAGCUGCCCGAGCCCGAGGGGAGAGCCGCGGACCGAUAGCGCCAAACGCCAGACCUUGUUACACCGGUCCAAAUCGGACUUGAGCGACCGAUAUUCGCGGGCCACGGCCGACUUGGAACGCUUCUUCAACUAUUGCGGUUUGGAUCCCGAGGACGUCGGCGACAUGGAGAUGGAGAGGUUCACUCGAGCCAGCUCGGAUAUUGUGUCCGUCAAGUUCCACAGCGUCAGCACCAGCAGUUCGGUGGGGACCCACUCCCGACGCAGCACCGUCACCGUAGAGGACAGGCAAGCCGAACGCAUGCCGUACGGGAUCUCCAUCAUCGAACGCAAUGCUCGGGUCAUUAAGUGGCUUUAUGGACUCCGACAGGCCAAAGAGGCGCAGAAGGUAUCCAACGUAUAGCAGCCGUC
Pantherophis guttatus is the source of this 1215-nucleotide messenger RNA. The record is from RefSeq and is a predicted model, not a curated record. NCBI's taxonomy places the organism in Eukaryota, Metazoa, Chordata, Lepidosauria, Squamata, Colubridae.